GUUCGCUUCUUGAAGUUUGUGCGGCUGCGCAGUCGGAAGCGGUUCUCCACACAUGGGCAAGAUGGCGGCGCUGGAUUCCGAGCAGGUAGCUAAGGCUGUGAAGGCCCUACAGGCAUAUGUGAAGAAAAGUAAAAAUGACACAAAGCUAUUUCUGAAUGAAGAUGAGAACAUUAUGCUGAAUGUUACAGUGUGGAAGAUUCCAAAUCGGGAGCAAACCAUAAAAAUAACUCUACCUCAUUCAAUUCGAUCAGAGACAAUGGAAGUUUGUCUCUUCACUAAAGAUGAACCAAACAUGACCACAGAUCAGACAGAGAGAUUCUAUAAAAGGCUUCUCAGCAAGCAUGGCAUUGAGAAUGUAACACAGGUCAUUCCAUAUAAGACACUGAAGACUGAAUAUAAACCAUUUGAAGCAAAGCGACGUUUGUUGAGCAGAUUCGACCUGUUCCUAGCUGAUGACCGAAUCAGACGAUUUUUACCCUCUCAUUUAGGCAAACAUUUUUACAAAUCCAAAAAAGCGCCUCUGUCUGUAAAGCUGUCUUCAAAGAGUCUUGCAAAAGAUCUGAACAAACGAAUCCAGGGCACAAUCCUUCCUGUCAACAAGAAGGGCAGCUGUUAUGCUUCCCGUGUAGCUCAUACAGGAAUGAAGUUGCAGGACACAGUGGAAAAUGUUAUUGCUGCUGUUAGCGUUAUUACAAAGAAGUUGCCCAAGCAGCAAUGGAAAAAUGUAAAAAUUCUUCACUUGAAAACCACAACUUCUGUUGCUCUGCCCAUAUAUGCAUCUGGUAUGGAGAACCUUCAGGAGUUAGAGGAAAGUCUUCCAAAGACUCCCAAGAAAAAGCAGAAAGCAAAUAAGCAGAAGAAAGCAACAAAAGUUGGAAAUUCAGAAAUUGCAACAGAAGUACCAUCAUCGACUGAGGUUACGAGUGUUCUUGUUGAGGCAGUCAAGGCGAAGGCAAAAAAACCAAAGUCUCCUGUUGCCAAUAAACAUGCCACAGAAGAAGAAAUACCACAGCUCGUUCCCAUUGAAGAGCAAACACCCACAAAGAAGGCAAAAUUGCAACAGGGACUGAAUAGAAAAAAGAGCACCACACCAAAGGCAGCUGAUGGAAAUGAGACUCCUGUUGGUGAGAAACUACAGCAAGAAAAAUGCAAAAAAACACCACAAACACCUAAGCAGAAUCCAGAAAGCCUCAGACUGCAGACUCCGGUCACGGGAGGAAAAUGCCUUCAAACACCAAAACAGGAAGUGGGAAAAAAAGAUUUCUUACUUGAGAGUAGCACACAAAAGAAAACUGCUAAGAACCCUCAGCAGAAGUCAGUAGGAGCCCCCAAAACCAAGAAAUUAGUAAAAUCGGCAACGAAAACCCCCAGACAGAAACAAAAGCGAACAAUUCCACAGUCUGUUUGAACUUUGUCCGAGGCUUUUUAAACAGCGUGGAUCUCUUGUUCAAAAGCUGGCUGUAAAUUCUUUGCCACUUCGUGGUCUGUCAAAUACACAUUGUGUUGAUUACGUUUGUUUAAUACAUAUGGCAUUGUUUAAUAAUUCAAAUGAGAUCUUUGGUUGAUGUUGAUCACUGUGGUAACAGCUUGAAAAAAAAUCUCUUGUCCUCAGCUGAAUAGAUAUAGUCAUUGGUGCUUCAGUCAUCGGAAUUGGAGAAUAAAAUGCCAAGUUUAACAGA
Messenger RNA from Carcharodon carcharias (great white shark), 1679 nucleotides. It is a transcript of the gene rsl1d1, whose product is annotated as ribosomal L1 domain containing 1. The record is from RefSeq and is a predicted model, not a curated record. The transcript is spliced from 9 exons. The coding region runs from base 53 to 1408 and encodes 451 amino acids. Lineage: Eukaryota; Metazoa; Chordata; Chondrichthyes; Lamniformes; Lamnidae.